AUGGCAAACUAUCUUCUUGGCGUCGAGAAGCCGAUCUUGGGUCCACCACCGGCAGAUGCUGCUGAGCAACAACGUCCCGCUCCGACUACAACAGCUGGAGCACAUCAACAAGCGGUAGAGAACUGUCGCCAGGGUCGUGAAGCAGCACGUGCCACCAUGGGUCGCGCCACCAUAUCACGUGCGCAUGGGCGUGGAGCGGGUGACACGAGCAAGCCGGGAGCCACAGCGACCGAACCAAGGCCUGCACCUACUGCAAGCACUUCUACCCCGACGGCUCCGCCGGCUGAGCCCCCUACCACAACCGAGCCGCCCAGUUGUCCCUCAUGCUCGACUCAUGCAGCUUCACGUCCAUUCGACUAUGCCCGCAUCCUGCGACGCGUUAGGACAGAUGUCGGUAGUGGCAACCCCCGUGUUAGGGUUGAAGCCGACGCUGAGGAGGACGAUGAGGAGGAGGCGGAUGCAGAGGAGGCAGAGGCAGAUGAUGCGAAUGACCCAGCCCCAGCAGAGGGGAACCAGGCGGGGGCAGACGAGGACGCCGACGAUAACACGCCCGAGGCCGGUGUCGCGGAAGGGGACCAUACUACACGCGUGAGGACAGGGUUUAGGCAGAACAAGCGUGGAACGAGGAAGAAGCUGGGCAUCAACCUCGUCCACUGGAAUCGCAUUAAGGCCUCAACCCGUUGCUUUGGGAUCUUCACGAGCAAUGCAGCAGAGCAGGUCAACAGCUCAAUCGUGCCCAUUCGUCGCUUGCCGGUCACCCCUCUGCUAGGGGGUCUCAUGAACUGGUAUCGGGAUAGGUAUUGUGAACGCAAAAUGGCUACGCGGGAGAGAACUGCUCUACUGACGGAAGCGGCAGAGGAGCGGAUGGUGUUGAAGGAGACCCGAGCGGAGGGGUACGAGCUAUUGGGCGGGGAUCUUGAGGAAGGAACCAUCCAAACCAGGGACACCAACGAUCCCAAGGAAUGGAGGUCCUUCAACGUCAACAUCAACAUCGAACUGAGGACAUGCGACUGCUCAAACUGGGACCAGUACCAGUUCCCGUGCUCCCAUGCCGUGGCCUUUGCUCUAAGGCGAGAGCUAGACCCUUGCACCCUCGUCUCCGACUUCUACACCACGAAGAACUGGGCGGAGACGUAUUCUUCAACGGUGAAGGGUUCCUGUGUGGACCGCAUCGUCCUUGGGAGGAAGCUGGCCGCACCAGGCGAGUGCGAUGCUCCACCCUUUCGACGCACGGCUGCCGCCCGCCCACCAAGCUAUGCACGCGUUGAGAAGGGUGUGCAUCCGUACACGUGUAGCGUUUGUCAUUUGCACGGUCACACUAAGAACCGCUACAUGGGCAAGUAUGGUGGCAGCGCAUACCCGGAGAAGAGGAGGUACCGUAAGCGCCCCAAGGCCCGAAAGUCCUAUCGCGAGUCGGCACCUUUUGCGGGCACUAUUUGA
Molecule: messenger RNA, 1440 nt
Organism: Closterium sp. NIES-65
Lineage: Eukaryota; Viridiplantae; Streptophyta; Zygnematophyceae; Desmidiales; Closteriaceae
Source: the annotation of a GenBank genome assembly